This is a messenger RNA of Mytilus trossulus (common blue mussel), 1104 nucleotides long. RefSeq lists its product as uncharacterized. The coding region runs from base 34 to 999 and encodes 321 amino acids. Lineage: Eukaryota; Metazoa; Mollusca; Bivalvia; Mytilida; Mytilidae. The record is from RefSeq and is a predicted model, not a curated record. The transcript has 3 exons.
AGUAAACAAAACCAUCAAACAUAAAGAUAAAUCAUGAUCCUUCUUAUUUGUGCCUUUAUUUUUGUUUCUGAAAUUUCCUGCUUACAUAUUCUACCCUGUGAACCUGGUGAUCCGGGUCCUUUAGGAUGUGAUCAGUUUGUGAGGAACGGGGGACAACUCGGUGUCGGACAAGCAAGUAAUCCAGGGAAUGUAGGAACCUUUGGAACCGGAAGCGGAAAUUCCAUUGGGUCAUUAACUAACGAUGUAACUUUCUUGAACAGUCAAAAUAUAGCAGGAAUGCAGUUUAUUGAUCCAACGCAGAUUGCAAAUCCUUCUCAGUUUGGUGAUCCUACAGUACAAUUUCUGGACCCUACAGCACAACUACUAGACCCUACUACACAAUUUUUAGACCCUACCACACAAUUUUUAGAUCCUACACCUCAGUUAAUCGACCCUACAUUUAGAGACCAAUCGUUUGCUGUGCCUGUAGGUCAAAUUGACCCUUCAGUACAAUUUAUUGACCCGACUCAAUUUGUUGAUCCGUCGUUUAACGGAGCAGUUGGUGUAGGACAAAUUGGACAGCCAAUUGGGCCUCUCACAACUGGUUUAGAAUUCGUUGGUGGUAAUUCUAAAAUCCCAAGGGUCUAUCCAAAGGGAAAAUUUAUGACAAAGGGUAAAAUUAUUGCAAAAGGAUAUCCAAAAGGAAUGAUAAAAAAGAAAUCCAUGGGAGGAUAUCCAAAAAGAUUGAUGGUCAGAUAUCCGAAAAAAUAUGUUAAAAAUAUUGUUGGAUAUCCAAUAGGAAAAAUUCCAACGUAUAGUAAAUAUCCAAAUGUAUACAAAAAAGCCUAUAGAAAUCCAAAGAACUAUAAAGUAGUAAGAUAUUUGAAGAAAAAAUACAUGAUUGGAGGAUAUCAGAAAUUUGGUCUGGGGAUGAAAAGUGGAUAUAGAAAGGGCAGAGCGUACUCAAAGGGAUAUCCAAAAUUUAGCAUCAGAUCAAAGAAAUCAUUUGGCGGAUAUUAAACCUUUGAGUAAUUGGACCAUCUUAAGAAGACGCAGCCUAAAGUUUUAUUUAGGUCUAUUUGUGUAUUAUUUUAUUUAUUUCUCAAUACAAUAGUAUUUAUUUUA